Molecule: messenger RNA, 8216 nt
Organism: Labrus bergylta (ballan wrasse)
Lineage: Eukaryota; Metazoa; Chordata; Actinopteri; Labriformes; Labridae
Source: RefSeq, a predicted model, not a curated record
AUGGGGGCGCUGGCUUAUUUGUCGGAUGUGAAGUCGACUUUCUUCCAGUUCGGGGCCUCCAUCCAGCAGGAGGCGCUGCUCAUGCUCAACAUCAUGGAGGAGUAUGACUGGCACAUUUUCUCCAUCGUCACGUCGAAGUUCCCCGGAUAUCAGGAGUUCAUCAACAUCCUUAAAACAACUGUCGACAACAGUUUUGUGGGCUGGGACCUGCAGAAUAUCAUCAUUCUGGACGCCGUGGAGGAAGACAGCCGCUCUCAGAUCAUGCUCAAGAAGGUCCAGUCCCCCGUGGUUCUGCUUUACUGCUCCAAGGACGAGGCGGUCUACAUCCUGGAGGAGGCUCGCUCCCUGGGCCUCACUGGAUUCGGAUACAUCUGGAUCGUGCCGUCCCUCACGACCGGGAACCCAGAGAUAACUCCCGACGAGUUUCCGCCAGGAAUGCUAUCGGUGUCAUACGACGACUGGGACUACCCUUUGGAGGCGAGAGUUCGGGAUGGUUUGGGGAUCAUAACCUCAGCUGCGGCAGCCAUGUUGGAGGAAUAUGGCGACAUACCUGAAGCCAGGACGUCCUGUUAUGGCCAGAUGGAGAAGACGACCAAGCUGCCACCCAGUGCACUACACAAGUACAUGAUGAAUGUGACAUGGGAUGGCAAGGACUUGUCAUUCACAGAGGACGGCUACCAGGAAUUCCCCAAGCUGGUCGUCAUUGUUCUCAACAAAGACAGGGAAUGGGAGAAGAUGGGGAAACUAGAAAACCGCAGCUUGACACUGAAGUACCCGGUGUGGCCGCGCUUCAACUCCUUCGGCGAUGCUGAGCUGGAUGACAACCACCUGUCCAUCGUCACCUUAGAGGAGAAACCUUUUGUCAUCGUGGAGGACGUGGAGAGGCUCACUGGUACCUGCAUGAGGAACUCAGUGCCCUGCAGGAAGCACAUCAAAGACAACACAACAGAGGCUGGUGGGACAUACAUCAAGAAGUGCUGCAAAGGCUUCUGCAUCGAUAUUCUGAAGAAGAUUGCAAAGUACGUAAAGUUCACCUAUGACCUGUACCUGGUAACCAAUGGCAAGCAUGGCAAGAAGAUCAACAAUGUCUGGAAUGGGAUGGUGGGAGAGGUGGUCUAUAAGAAAGCCGUCAUGGCCGUCGGAUCUCUGACGAUCAAUGAGGAGCGUUCUGAGGUCAUCGAUUUCUCCGUCCCGUUCGUGGAAACCGGGAUCAGCGUCAUGGUCUCCCGUAGCAAUGGAACUGUCUCCCCGUCAGCCUUUCUCGAGCCAUUCAGUGCAUCAGUGUGGGUAAUGAUGUUUGUGAUGCUCCUACUGGUGACUGCAAUGGCCGUGUUCAUGUUUGAGUACAUCAGUCCUCUUGGCUUCAACAGAAACUUGGCGCAGGGAAGAGACCCCCAUGGCCCUUCCUUCACCAUGGGCAAGGCGGUCUGGCUGCUUUGGGGUCUGGUCUUCAACAACUCUGUGCCAGUCCAAAACCCAAAAGGAACCACUAGUAAGUUCAUUGUGUCUGUGUGGGCCUUCUUCGCUGUGAUCUUUCUGGCUUCCUACACUGCCAACCUGGCCGCCUUCAUGAUCCAGGAGGAGUUUGUCGACCAAGUCACCGGUCUGUCUGACAACAAGUUUCAGAACCCGUACGCGUACUCGCCUCCGUUCCGCUUCGGUACGGUUCCAAACGGAUCCACGGAGAGGAACAUCAGGAAGAACUACCCUGCCAUGCACCAGUACAUGGUGAAAUACCAUCAAACUGGGGUGGUGGACGCACUGGUCAGCCUCAAAACGGGUAAACUCGACGCCUUCAUCUACGACGCCGCAGUGCUGAACUACAUGGCCGGCAGAGAUGAGGGAUGUAAGCUGGUGACCAUUGGAAGCGGGUACAUCUUUGCUACCACCGGCUAUGGGAUCGCUCUCCAGAAAGGCUCCUACUGGAAACGACAGGUGGAUCUGGCCAUCCUGGCCAUCAUCGGCGAUGGUGAAAUGGAAGAACUGGAGGCCCAGUGGCUGACAGGAAUUUGUCACAACGAGAAGAACGAGGUAAUGUCCAGUCAGCUGGAUGUCGACAACAUGGCUGGGGUCUUCUACAUGCUGGCUACAGCAAUGGGGCUCUCCCUCAUCACAUUCGUGUCUGAACAUCUCUUCUACUGGAGGCUCAGAUACUGCUUCACUGGGGUCUGCACAGGCAAGCCGGGUCUUCUCUUCUCCAUCAGUCGGGGAAUCUGGAGUUGCAUCCAUGGAGUCCAUAUUGACAUGAAGAAAAAGACAGAUCUGGACUUUAGCCCUCAGGACAAAAUGCUUAAGCUCAUUAAGUCAGCCAAACAGAUGACUAACAUGUCCAACCUGAGUGGCUCCCACAUGAACUCCCCGAAACGCGAGUUCAUGCACUCAGCUGGCCCAAUGAUUAUGGACAUGAUGGCAGAGAAGGGCAACUUCAUCUAUGCUGACAACAGAAGCUAUGCUCCCAAAGAUAUGAUCUAUGGGGACACUGGGGACUUGCAGUCUUAUCUUGCUAGCCGCCACAAAGACCACCUUAACAACUACAUCUUUCAGGGAGGACAGCAUCCUCUGACCCUAAAUGAUGCCAAUCCUAACACAGUAGAGGUAGCAGUGAGUGCUGACUCAGUCCAAACCAAUGCCAAGCCACAACGGACCCUCUGGAAGAAGUCAGUGGACACUCUCCGUUCUGUGCCGCCUGGACCUCCCCCGAUGCCUGACAUGCUGAUGCCGGACCCACGAAUGUCGAUGAAGACUCAGCGCUACCUGCCUGAGGACGCAGCCCACUCAGACAUCUCUGACUGCUCAAGCAGGGCAGCCUCCUACAAGGACCCAGAAAACAACAAGCACCUGAAGCCCAAGGACAACUUAAAAAAAAGAUCAGUGAAUUCAAAAUACCCAAGGGACUGCAGUGAGGUGGAACUGUCCUACUUAAAGACUAAGCAGGUCAGCAGUGGAACCAACCAAACUGGAAGAGGAGUAGGAGAGAAAAUCUACACUAUUGACUCAGACCGAGAGCUGAGCCUGCAUUCAGACCCUAUUCACUACCGUGAGAGUCGUGGCCUUGCUGCCGAUGACUUAGAUUAUCCCGAGAUCUACUCAGACCACAGUGACAACUAUAGAAAAUGUGAACAGCCCAUAAUUCAUCUGAACUCCUCACCUUUGCAUCACGGUGAUUCAGAUCUUCUACCAGACACAUCUUACUCUAAACACUACAGCCUGAAAGACAAAAACCUUUCCCCACAUGAGUCCAUUGAUCGCUAUAAACAGACACACUGCCGUUCCUGCUUGUCAAAAGUGACGGCAAGCUACCCACAAGCAGGGUCAUACCCCCCUACUGUUGCACCUGCUGCACCUGCUGCCACACGCUCACCAUAUAAUCGUUGUGAAGCAUGCCUCCACACGGCCAAUCUGUAUGACAUCAGUGAGGACCAGCUUCUCGCAGACUCCUUGGUCAGCCCCUCCUUGCACCACCAACAGCAGCAGCAAACAGAUGAUAUGUUUGGUCUGUAUUGGCCACAGACGGAUGGGCCUCAUGUCCAAAAGAGAAACCGCUUGAGGCUGAGUCGUCAGCAUUCUUUUGACAACAUUAUGCUAGAAAAGCCCAAGGACGUAGACCUGGGGCGACCAGCACGCAGUGUCAGCCUCAAGGAGAAGGAUCGCUUUCUGGACUCAACAUCUGACUCCCACUAUGCCAACCUCUUCGGCAUGCGUCCCUACUCCGGCAGACUGUUUGGCACUGGGUCUAAAUCAAUGAUGUUUAACCACAACCUGGAGGAAAGCAAAAGGAGCAAGUCCCUGUACCCAGCCCAUGGCUCGGAUAACCCUUUCCUCAGCCACUCGCUGAGGGAUGACACCAGCAGCAGACUGGUUCAUGGGCGUAGCUCCACUGAUAUUUACAAACAGCUGGCUGUGGCCUCACCUGUAGCUGUUCUUGGAGCUGCCCCCAUCAAAACACGUAACGAUGCGAACAAUCUCCGCUCUUCCGUUAAAUCCACCACUUCUUACUGCUCAAGGGAUGGGCGGAUAGCCAAUGACAUGUACAAUAAAGAGCAUGUGAUGCCUUACUCAGCCAAUAAGACUAGUGCAUACCCAGCCCCUCGUGGCGUCCUAAACUCAGCCCAGUUCAGCAAUAGACGGGUGUAUAAAAAAAUCCCCAGCCUGGAGUCCGAUGUUUAGUUGAUAUAAGAAAUAUUAUGUUCUCUCCUCUUUAAUCCUCUCUGGGUUUGUAUUAUAAUUUAUCAACUAUGUUAUCCACCAAUGGAUGCCAUAGCCACACUGCGUUUUUCUUCUUCUCUUUGACAUUGUACUUCAAAAGAACUUGUGCCCAUGGGUAUGAUGGUACUACUAGUAUUACUCUCUUUGCAGAUGAUAUCAUCAUUUUUGUCUAUUCUCUACCAUGUACCAAUGAGUUGGCCGCAAGGCUGGCACUCUGCCAUAAGGUAUCCUGGUGUAUAGGGGAGGGGAAUCAUUAACCCCUUGUGUGGUUAAAAAGGUGAAGGAAAUUGUAAACCCCAUGAAUGGAGGACUUCUGCAGAUGUUGUUGGACAGAGGCAUUGGAUGAGUGAAGAAGUGGCUCGUAGGAUAGGAGAAAGUACAUAAGAAGGGAAUUAGAGGGAAUUAGAGGAGAUGACCUCUCUUUCAAUCCCUGUUCUUUCUUUCUUUCUUUUUCCUUUCCACCUCCACUGUCAAGAUUUUGGCUCACUGGUUCACAAGAAGAGGCCUGACAGGGAGACCAGAUGGGCACGUUUGAUGUCCCAGCCAGACAUGGAGGCAUCCCAGGAGGGCAGAGGCGUCGCAGUAAGCUAGUCCAACGGUCUGCUACUUGUUAGCCUGACAAAUCUGGCCUCUGAGACACCUGGCAGUGUAAAAGGAGAGAGAGGGAAAAUAUGAUUGACUACAUGGCAGAGAGGGGAGCCUCCAGUAGGUCUUGAUAGUAAGGAAUCAGUGGGCUUCUUAAAAUGUGGUUUUAUGUGGUAUGUCCAGGCUAUGGGUCAUGAUAGUGAUGAGAAGCUGAGAGUAAUGUAGGUGCUAUCAAUGAAUAUUGUUUACAGACUGAAGGAUAAAAAAGACAGACUGACAAAAUAACAGAUAGAAAAAGGAACGACAAGCAGGUAACCUGAGGCAGUUGAAGGGCAUUUCAUUUGUGGCUCUGCACAUAGAAAAUAAUAGCAAAGUAUUGCUUUUUUAUUCUAUUUAACUAUAAGAUUUAUUAGGGAUUCUGGCAUCCGGAUCCCCCUAUGUAGGAUUUUAGUGUUUGCUUAUUUGGUAGCACAGUAGCCAUUAGUUUUUAAAUCCUCUCUCCCACAUUUGCUUUUGAAAAAGCAUAGCUUUCUGAAAAAUAACAUGAAGAGUAGUGGAUUAUUUUGCAUGUGUUGAUUUUUUCAGUGUCGGAGAAGACAAAAUACACACAAAUACACUUGCUGACACAUAUUUUACAUGUUUUUUGAAAAGGGACUGUGUCUUGCAAGAUUUGGUGGAUGGAUAUUUGUACAAUCGAUCCUCUCUCUUUGACCUUUGUGCUUAGUAAAAAACAGUGUCAUGCUGUGGCUCUUGCGAGAAAACAGUGGAAGGGAAGAGAGCAAAGAGGAGAUAAACAAGGGAGAAAAGGAUAAAAUGACAACUGUGUCCAUCACCUUAUCGGAUGUGGGUGGGCUGGGCACCGAUGUAUUUUUGUCUUUUGACCUCCUGUCACUGAAAAACAGGGUAUUAGCUAUAUAUAAAAAACACUGACAUUUCUUUCCUUCCUUCCUCCUUCCUUCUUCCCUUCCUUGGUCAACAUGACACAUCACUAGAGUGUUGGAAAACGUUAGAACUACACUUUAUUUCUUUCAAUUUUUGUAAAAUUGAACUCUUGAGUGGUUGGUUAGAACAGUACUAGCGAUGCUACGCAGUAUCCAACCAGAACAGUCUUGCAGUGGAAUGAGUUAACAAUUAUUGGUCAUCAAUUACUGUUGACCCACAAUCAACCAGGGCUCUUGAGGAUCUGAGGACUACUUGAGACGGAUCCCUUGUUUACCUUCAUUGUGUUGUUUGGGUGGGGAUGUGGGAUGGGCUGGACUGGGCAAGAUGGAGAGGAAUGGAGCCAAGGAGGCUCCGCUGUUAUGUGCUCAUCAAUCAUGUAUCCAUCUUAGUGUGGAGUAAGUUGUGUGUGUGCAUGGCAGAACUUUGGUAAGCUUGAAGUCUUAACCACCACAAUUGCUUCCUAAUCUGAUUGUUUUUGCAUAAGUAUGUUUGAUUAUUUGUUUGUUUGUUCUUUUUAAUAACACUUAGCAGGAAAGACUUGCACAUGCACAUACUUCCAUGUACACUCGUGCCCACAAAAAAAAAAAAAAACAUGUUUUUUGUAGCAUUAUACUGUACAAAUUGUACAGUCAACAGAAAAAUCAUGUAUCCAUCUUAAACUGGCUGGUUGAUUUGCUUGAUUGAUUGGAUUCACAAAGCCAAAUUGUAUCAAAUAAAAUACCUCAGGAUGAUUCUGUGCAUUUUGGGGGAGCUUCAACCGUAGCAACAGGACAUGAUGUGGCGCAGAUUUUUUUGUAGAAAAAAAAACUAAAAAGGGAAAAAAAAAAAAAAAAAACAAGAACAUGGUUUAUAACGGCUGCAGUGCAGAAUCAAACUUUUCUCCUUUUGAUGUUUACCAGUCCUAGGUCUUCCAGUUCGGCUCUUUGUCCGAGCUCAUGCAACCCAUGUAAAGAGAGAAGGAGAGGAAGAGGAGGAGGGAAGGAAGGAAGGAAGGGAUGGCGUUAGGGAGCUUAGAUCGUUUUAGUUUUUUUGCUCAGUGAGGAGUGUUGUGUGAAGCUUCGUUCCUUUCCAAACUGAGCAGCCUUGACAAAAUGGGAGGAUGCUUAUUAAACAUCCACACCUGAUAAGCUUCCCUUAUGUGGAAUAUUCAAACAGGAAUCUCUCUCUUUUUUUUCUUCUCCAUGGCUUUUAAUGGCAGUUGACUGCAUUAGCCACUGUGUUUCAAUCGAAAGCUCCGACUUUAACAACCGCGGUCAUAUCGCCCCUUUUGUACUCUUGGAAUACUGCAGUGAACCUCUCCUAGCUUCCCAAUCUGCCACCCUGAUGUGACUGAAGAGCGACAUUUGUCUUUUUUUGCAUCUUAUCUGCAUAUUUAUUAUUAUCAUAUUUAUCUUCACAUGCUGCUUGCGUGAGCUGACAAGUGAACAAUAUGCACAUGUAAAAAAAAAGAAAAUAUCAAACGGCACCCUCGCAUUUUAUGAACUCAUGAUGAUUUGUUCUAUUUGUUCUACUUUUACAGAACUGUCAUGUAAACUGAUGCUGUUUUAUGUUCGAACACACACACACACACACACACACACACACACACAAACACAUACACACUCAGACACACCCCUGUGAUGACAACCCUGCUCUUUUUAAUGACAAAAAUGUAUUUUAAUUACAUUUAAUGAUAAAUAAUGAGGUGAUGGCAUGCAACCCCAGAUGUAACAAUUUUAAUGUUUUCUGUUUCUUUUUUCUUUUGUUAAUUAUUUUUGUUAUGAUGUUAUGAUCACUAAUGCGUUGUAACCAGGUGUGAGUAUAUACAUAUUUGAGAGAAAAAAAAUUAUCUAUGUUGAACUCGAUGAAGAUGCUGCUGCUGUUUUGGGGGAGAAGGGGAGGACUUGACCCCCAGUGCAACUUCCUCACUGGCUGACGGGUCACUAUCAGGCCAGGUUCUGACCGGUGGGGUGGGCGGGGUCAGGGGGGUCAGGGCUUGGUUUCGGUAAGGCGGGACAUCCUUGCUCUUCCUCCAAUGGCAGGUGAGAAUUACUGUAUCACCAGCUCUGCUUCUCUCUUCCCUCUCCUUCAUGUGUAGUCAGGACUUCAACUGUAAAGAAGAUAAAAGGAAAAAAAAGGCAACCCUCUACUUUGAGUCUGCUAUCCCUCCAAAGAUACGAGACCUCUUUCUUUAUGGUUUGCUGUAAGAAUAGAGCUUUUUUUUAAACUAAUACUUCCUGAAAGACUUUUAAGGAACUAUUUUGAAUAUAUUUAGAAACAACACCUGUAUACAUCGCUUGUAAAUUCAUACUGGAAUACAUCAUCAUGGAGAAUUAUAAAUGAUAAAGAGUAAAAACAAUAUUUUUUGUGUGAAUUUCACAGGAGCUCUUCUGUACAGUGGCACUGUUUCUCUCUCUCUCUCUCUCUCUCUCUCUCUCUCUCUCUCUAUCUCUCUUUCUCUCCCUCUGUAGAGCGACUAGAAUAAAACUUCACCAUUCACAAGG